AUGGCCUCCAAAAGCUUCUCCAACGCCCUGCGCGCCCCAUUGGCCCGUCAGCUGGCCUCGCCCGCCGUCCAGAGGCGCACCUUCGUCGCUGCUGCCCGCGGCGCCGUGAGGGCCACCGCCGUCAAGGCCGCCGCCCGUCCUGCCGUCGCCCGCCAGCAGGUCCGCGGUGUCAAGACCAUUGACUUUGCCGGAACCAAGGAGGAGGUCUACGAGCGUGCCGACUGGCCCAAGGAGAAGCUCUUGGAAUACUUCAAGAACGACACCCUCGCCCUCAUCGGCUACGGUUCGCAAGGCCACGGCCAGGGUCUCAACCUCCGUGACAACGGCCUCAACGUCAUCAUUGGUGUCCGAAAGAACGGCCAGUCGUGGAAGGACGCCCAGCAGGAUGGCUGGGUCCCCGGCAAGAACCUGUUCGAGGUCGACGAGGCCAUCUCCAAGGGUACCAUCAUCAUGAACCUGCUCUCCGAUGCCGCCCAGAGCGAGACCUGGCCCGCCAUCAAGCCCCAGCUCACCAAGGGCAAGACCCUGUACUUCUCCCACGGUUUCUCCCCCGUCUUCAAGGACGUCACCAAGGUCGAUGUCCCCACCGACAUUGAUGUCAUCCUCGUCGCCCCCAAGGGUUCCGGCCGCACCGUCCGCUCCCUCUUCCGCGAGGGCCGUGGCAUCAACUCGUCCUUUGCCGUCUUCCAGGACGUCACCGGCAAGGCCGAGGAGAAGGCCUGCGCCCUCGGUGUCGCCGUCGGCUCCGGCUACCUCUACAAGACCACCUUCGAGAAGGAGGUCUACUCGGAUCUCUACGGUGAGCGUGGCUGCCUGAUGGGCGGUAUCCACGGCAUGUUCCUCGCCCAGUACGAGGUCCUCCGUGAGCGUGGCCACAGCCCCAGCGAGGCCUUCAACGAGACCGUCGAGGAGGCUACCCAGUCCCUCUACCCGCUGAUCGGUGCCAACGGCAUGGACUGGAUGUACGAGGCCUGCUCCACCACCGCCCGCCGCGGCGCCAUCGACUGGACCCCCAAGUUCCGUGCCGCCCUGAAGCCCGUCUUCAACGACCUGUACGACUCCGUCCGUGACGGCACCGAGACCCAGCGAUCCCUGGACUACAACGGCCAGAAGGACUACCGUGAGAAGUUCGAGGCCGAGAUGGAGGAGAUCCGCAACCUGGAGAUCUGGAGAGCCGGCAAGGCCGUCCGUUCCCUCCGCCCCGAGAACCAGAAAUAA
Neoarthrinium moseri is the source of this 1218-nucleotide messenger RNA. RefSeq lists its product as uncharacterized. Gene Ontology annotation, molecular function: ketol-acid reductoisomerase activity. Lineage: Eukaryota; Fungi; Ascomycota; Sordariomycetes; Amphisphaeriales; Apiosporaceae. The record is from RefSeq and is a predicted model, not a curated record. Bases 1 to 1218 code for a protein of 405 amino acids. The transcript has 4 exons. Gene Ontology annotation, biological process: L-valine biosynthetic process. Gene Ontology annotation, cellular component: mitochondrion.